Messenger RNA from Culex quinquefasciatus (southern house mosquito), 3482 nucleotides. It is a transcript of the gene DIP1, whose product is annotated as double-stranded RNA-specific editase B2. The record is from RefSeq and is a predicted model, not a curated record. Lineage: Eukaryota; Metazoa; Arthropoda; Insecta; Diptera; Culicidae. Bases 2153 to 3046 code for a protein of 297 amino acids. The transcript is spliced from 3 exons.
CAAAAAAAUAUAGUUAUGUUCAUUUUUUCUCGGCGCUCGACUGUCCCGGGCGGGGGCCGCACCGGAGGCGGCGUUUCCGCCUUUCGUUCCGGCCACGCCCGGGACCACUCUGCCAGUUCUGGCCCCGUUGAACGAAAAACGAUCCCCCCCUCACCGUAGUACCCUUCGAAAGAGAGGGGAAGUUCCACCGCCGGAACCGGUGCCCGCGCUCCGGAGGUGGGCCCUCCCCGCUCUCGGGCCAUUUCGACGGAACGACUUUGUCCGGUUUAGAAUCGAGCGGGGAACACCCCAAGGUUGGGAUUUUGGAAAAAGCCGGUCACAAAUCUUCAGCGUUUUUCGAUCACCCCGAAAGCUGCGUGCAGAUUUUUUCCGUUCUUUUCCAAGAUGGCGCGCGCGCGCGUGUUGUUCCCCUAACCCCCCCUAGCAUUCCCACUCCUGCAAUCCUCCUCUGCGUCGUGCGGAUAGUUGGUGCGAUUUUUAUUUCUCUCGGGUUUGGUUUGGUUGGUAGGAGAAAAGUUAUCGAUCGAAGCAUGCGCCGAUGCCGGGCCGGUCAGUUGAGAAUCUUUCUUGAUGGUUAGGUGUCAAGUUAGAAGCUUGUUAUGAAAUCAGGUUGCUUGGAUUUGUUAGAAUUAUAUAAACAGGAAGCAAGAGCAGGAAAAGGUUGUUUGGAAGGUUUACCAAACUUAGUAGGCGCGGUGCCGUACAGCAAGUAUCGAGAUACUGGAACACUGCUCAGCAUCUACAUAAGAUUUCGAUACCUGAUAUCAAUAGCUUGUAGUAAUUGAGUACGUAUGAAAAUAUGACAAACUAAUCGCAUCACAACACGUGCUGAAAGAAGAAAUGAAGACGAUUCCAACAAGACCUACAAAAGAUCAUCUACCAUCAUGACCAACCACAGAAGAUUUUUGAACUCUAAAUAGACACACGACUCCGUUAUGGCAAGACAAUAAAAAUUCACUUUCGGCACGUGCUGAGUCAUCCCAAUUAACCGGGAGAAUAGAUUCUAGAGCCUAACGCCGGAAUUAUAACAAAUUAAACUUGAUGAAACAACAGACUUGGAUGGCGCAGAUCAUCUAUAAAAAAAAACAUAGUAGAUAGGAAAGGACAUCUAAUUUCAGCGGGUCUCUAAUGUUGCCAUAUCAGCACUUUGACAUUCAAUUACAGCUCAUUAACAGCAUUUUCAACUGACAUCGAGUGAUAAAUAACUCAAUAAGAAGUGAGCAAGCAAGUUCCUAUCAAAAGUUUUGCAAAAUUAGUUGUUUAAAUGUCAUGUUGAAGACAUAACCAGAAUAACCUAGAAAAAAUUUUGCUCACUAGUGACUUGCUAUGAAAUUAGGUACAUAAAGUUUACGUCCGUGAUAGAGAAAGGAACCUAAGUAGAUUUUUUUAAGGAGAACGUUCGCAAGCUUUUCACUACCGACAACCCUCUUCAACGAUUAGGCAAACAACAAAAAUCGCACUCUGCUAUCGCACCAAGCAGAACUCGUGGCUCUUUUCCGGCUAGCUUCCAGAUUCACUCACCACAAACGCACACCAGCUCGACAGCCAGCUGUGAAUCUGUGAAACUAGGGCAAAGCGCAUUAGUUCUGAGAGAGAAAUCGCCAACUGCAAACCCAUAAAACAAAACCAGGAGGAAUUCUAAAGCGCUCAAAGUGGUGUCACCGCAUCAAGUCUCUCACUUUUUCUCUCUCUCUCUCUCGCUGUUUUGUUACGUAAAACUCAAGAAACCUCGUUUUCGUUCUGGGAACAGAAUCCAUUCGACGUGCUCCACUUGCUACCCAAAAACAGAUAAAACGACGAACCUCUCAGUAUCUCCUUUUGGAGAAGACGGGUGGAGCAGAAAAUGGCCAUAGCUAUAUAUAAGUAACGAACGCGGCGGAAAUGGGAAAACAGAAUAGUAGUCCUGGUUCCGGAAGCGCGUGCACGGCCCUGCCAUCCUCGUCUGCGUCGUCCUGGGUACAUCGCUGGUGAGCUGUGAAGAGAGUAUGUAUUCAACCCGGUACUGCUAGAUACGUACAAGAACGCCCCUCUCCCCCCGAUUGUGGUGUGUUUGCAAUCGCCGGCGAAGCCCGUCCAGCAGCAGCCGCCGGUGGCCCAACCCAUUGUGCAGCAGCCCAAGUCGGAACCGAUCGACCUCGAGCCGGAGGAGAGCAUGGCGAUGGCCGAUUCCGGCGAUGAGAACACGGCCGAGGGCGGCAUCGGGGCCAAGAUGCGCAAGAUCUUUGCGCACCGCAAGAACCUGAGCCCGGCCGACCGCAAGAAGUUGGAAAAGGAACGCAAGGCCCGUCAACUGCGCCGCCUGCGCAAGCUGCUCACCCCGAAGAACGCCGUCGUGGCGCUGCACGAGCUGCAGGGACCGGGCAUGAGCGAGUUCGUCAUCAACACCAACGGCCAGGAGACGACCGCCGAGAUCGUGGUGAACAACGUGCGCUACGAAGCGACCGCCCCGAACAAGCACCUGGCCAAGGCCCGUGCCUCGGAGAAGGCCCUCCGCGAUCUGGUCAUCGCCCAGAUGUCCAAGGCGAAGCUGCCGGAAGCGACCAAGGCCACCAACGGCAACAGCGAUAACGAUGCCACGGCGGCCACCGACGACGUCGAUAUGGCCGACGUUUCCGAGAACGACGACGUGCCGAUGCUGCACCUGGCCUCGUACGCCCUGUACAAACUGUUCAACGAGUGGCAAAACGAAGGCUUCGAAAUUCCCGCCAUCAAGCCGGUCAAGGCCCCCGUCAAGCUGACCCCCGCCGGCGUUCACCCGCUGGCCCCGAAGGUUCCCAAGACGAAGGCGGACCUGCCGGCGGACGCGCCCACUCGCCACCCAACGGCGCUGCUGGCCUUUAUGCGCCCCCAGGUCCCGUACGAGGACCUCGGCUCGAACAACACCAACAACCCGGCCGAGCGCGAGUUCUCCGUCGGAGUGACCGUCGACGGCGAGCGGUUCAUUGGUAAGGCCCGCUCGAAGAAGAUGGCCCGCAAGGAGGCCGCCGCGGCCGCGUGCAAGAAGCUGUUCGAUGUGGCGUUUGAGCAAACAGCGGCGACGGCUUAAGUCGCUCCCCAAUCUUCUUCUAAACACUAGCACCUAAUUAAUCUCUCCAUAUAGAAUUAGUUGCGAACGCGCGGUAGUAACACGCGUUCCGUGUUUUGGCUAAUCGUGUGCCCCUCACCGAGGGCAUCACCAUAAUUUAUAACGAUUUUUUAAGAUCCCAAAACUUUCCUUACAAAUUUGCACAUACGAACGCAUCCCGUAGACAGUACACUCUAGCCCUGUUUUAAAUUAUCUUGGAAGGGCCCCAGUAUUCCACGUGACGUGACGUGCAAACGCAACAACCACAAAAAGAGAUUGUGUUUUUUUGCAAACGCCCCCGUCCCGUAGAGGAGACACAUUGAUAGACGUGACGAAAAUGAAAUGUUUAAACUAGUAAAUCUAACUAUACUCGAUUUAGAAUAUAGGACUGUGUCUCUUGAAAGAGUAUCUCUCUCGA